This is a messenger RNA of Momordica charantia (bitter melon), 1816 nucleotides long. RefSeq lists its product as uncharacterized. Gene Ontology annotation, molecular function: RNA binding. The record is from RefSeq and is a predicted model, not a curated record. Lineage: Eukaryota; Viridiplantae; Streptophyta; Magnoliopsida; Cucurbitales; Cucurbitaceae.
AUGAAUGGGCAUGUUUUUAAUGGCCGGCCAUGCGUUGUUGCCUUUGCAUCGCCAUAUAGCAUUAAGAGGAUGGGAGAAGCCCAAGUAAAUAGGAACCAACAGAUUGCCCAAGCURCUAAUCCUCAAGCAAGGAGAGGUCCUAUUGAUGCUGCAGGUAAAAUUGGUGGAAGUAGCAUCCAAACGGGUGGUAAUUAUCAAGGUGGUGAUAACAACAGAGGUUCUGGGAGAGGUAAUUGGGGGAGAGGCAAUGCYCAUGGAAUGGGAGGUAGAGGACCAGCUGGCCCGAUGAGGAAUAGGGGUGGUGGGAUGGGUGGCAGAGGUAUAAUGGGGAAUGGUGGAAAUGGAUUUGGCCAAGGAAUUGGUGCCACCCCUCCUUUGUUGCAUCCUCAGUCAAUGAUGGGUCAAGGUUUUGAUCCAUCUUUUGGUGCACCCAUGGGACGAAUGGGCACCUAUGGUGGUUUUCCUGGAGCUCCCGCUCCCCCUUUCUCUGGGAUUUUAUCGUCAUUUCCACCUGUUGGGGGUGUUGGUCUUCCUGGAGUAGCUCCUCAUGUGAACCCAGCAUUUUUUGGAAGAGGUAUGCCUAUGAAUGGAAUGGGAAUGAUGCCAACAUCGGGUGUGGAUGGGCCUAAUAUGGGAAUGUGGUCUGAUCCUAGUAUGGGUGGAUGGGGUAGUGAAGACCAUGGUGGAGGGAGAGCAGGAGAGUCUAGUUAUGGUGAAGAAGCUGGGUCUGACCAACAAUACGGUGAAGGGAGUCAUGAAAGGGGGGCAUGGGCAAAUUCUGCAAAGGAGAAAGAUAGAGGCUCUGAAAGGGAUUGGUCACAGUCUUCUGAUAGAAGGUAUCGAGAUGACAGAGAUGUUGGAUAUGAUAGAGAGAGGUCCAAAGAAAAAGAACCAGGUCCUGACCAUGAUUGGCCUGAUAGAAGGCCUCGAGAUGAUAGAGAUAUAGGUCGAGAAAGGGAUAAGGAUAGGGAUCGGGAUCGGGAUAGGGAACGUUCUCGAGAUUAUGAGCGUGGCCAUCAUGAUCGUGAUCGUGACAGGGAUAGGGAUCGUGACCGUGAUAGGUACAAGGAAGAUAGAGAGAGAUAUUCAGAUCAUCAUAGGUAUAGAGACCGUGAACCAGAGCAUGAGGAUGAGUGGGAAAGGGGGCGAUCGUCAAGGACUCAUAGCAAGUCCCGAUUAUCACAAGAAGAGGAAAAUCGUUCUAGAACGAGGGAUGCUGAUUAUGGGAAGAGGCGGAGGCUUACUUCUGAGUAGCUGAAUCAUUCAGCAUACCUGCUUAAAACUAUAUAGUAUGGCUUUCCAUGUUCAUUUGGGUUCUCUCCCAGAUGGGCUCUUUGAUUCAUCAUUGCCCUUUUGCCUCUGCUGUUUAUUGUCUGAACUCCGGAGUAUGUCUUCUACCUACAGGAGCAUGGUCUGAUUUGUAGCAAAAAAAAGCUUUAAGGACAUUUGAUACCGAGGAUUUCAUUCAAUGCAACAACAGUUGGUUCAGGGAUGACAGGGACCUUUAAAUUCAAGUCUGCCAGAGAAUACCCAUGCAUGGCAACUGCAAUAUCUAUUCGCUCUAUUAAUUUGAUAAGGAAACUCUUGGUUUAAACUUCUCACGUUUCUUUUGAAUGAUGUUUCUUGACUUGGCACUUGAUGACAUUGAUAUUCUUGUUGUAAUGCCUAAAUAUUGCUGGAGUCCAGACCAUGUCUAAAUGUUUUCCGACAUGUAAUGGCGUACUUUGUUGUUAGAGUAUCUUAGCCUGGAGGAUGUUGUGAUGUGCGUUAUUCUGUUUUAUAAGCUGUUGUAUCAUAUAUUCACACCUCUUUUCAA